UUGAUCAUGCCACCUUCACUAAGGAUCCGUUACAUGUUUCUGAAAAACGUACUCCAAUUUCGAAUGAACACGAUUUAACGAUUAUAAGAGAGAAUCCUGAUUUGAUACCGUAUCGAGGAGUUAAGAGUGGAUCAAUCCUAAACGAGUUGCAUUAUUUUAAUAUUUUUGAUUUUGGUGCAGCUCCAUGUGUUGCCCACGACAUUUUCGAAGGAUGGGCAAAUAAUGACUUGUUCCUCAUCUUCAAGCGAAUGAUUAGCAAGCGUGUAUUCACUGCAAACUAUUUGCAAGCCAGAGUCAACAGUAUAUUCAGACAAUUACGCAUAAACACGACAAUUAGUUUCAAUUUUACUCGUAAAACAGGGAACAUCAAAGCCAAAGCAUGUGAUAUUUGGCAUCUGAUACAGAUAAUUCCAUUUGUUCUAACGCAGAAGCCAAUAGAUUUCAACGAUCCAUUAGUAACAAUGUUGUUGCUCAUUAAGAAGAUUACUGACGUUGUAACCUCUCCUGUUGUAUCAGAAACCCAAAUUCGAGCGUUGGGUUCUGACAUGGCAGAAUAUAUUGAAAUACGAGAAACUGAGUUCUGUGUCCCACUUCGCCCCAAACAUCAUUUUUGUUUACAUUAUCCUGAAUUCAUUUUAUGGAUGGGUCCAUUAAUGACUUAUUGUACUCUGUUUUGCGAAAGAAAACAUUGUUUUUUUAAACGAUGCCUGAGAAGUACUUUAAACUUUAAAAAUGUAACAAAAUUCUGUAGUGAGCACCACCAGCUCUAUCAAGGAAUUCUCAAUAUGCAAAACAAGCGUUUCCAAAAUGACAUCAUGUUUGAAACUUAUGUAGACCAUAUCGAGGACCUACCAGAAAAUAUACAUGAUGUGUUAAAGAGCAUGGCACUAGAUGAUUGUUCAAAUAUAUAUGCAGAAAAGGCAAGUUAUUUGGGCUACAAUUAUGCAAACGACAAAUUCUUAUUUCUACAUCAUGAUGAAUUUGGCGCAGUUUUCUACGUAAUGCGGAUCAAGCUGAUCGUUUACAAUAGAGACUCUCAGCGAAUCACUAUUUUUGGCAGUGAAGUUCCGGUUUGCAAUAUCCAUGAGCGAGGAUUAAUGGAAAUUCAAAAUAGCCCGGAAAAACCAAUCUGCAGGAGUAUCACUGAGUUUAUAGAUCGGGCGCCAAUUGAUUCACUCACGGAAAGCAAUAAGCAGUAUCUGUUCGUGAAACAUUCGAUUCCGCCGAUGCAUUAAAUUAAAAAUAACGGAAUGGACAAGAUAGCGGUAUUCAGAACAUGCGACGCCUCACGCACCAUUCGGCAUAUUGUUCCCGCUUACGGAAAUCUCGCCAGUUUGUUGGAACAAGGAUCAAAGAUGUUCAAUAAACACUUUUCUCAAAUAGUGUUGGAAAACGAUGGUUGCCAAAUAUCGAACGAUUUUGUACUGAUGGCCUUUUCGAGCAACCUACUAAUGUUACUCAAUGCGGAAGAGAAAUGGACAGCCCAUAACAUGGAAAACACAGGAAACGAACAAGGGUCAUCACAAGCUUUACAAGGAAAUAUUAUGACUGCUCAUCUAUCCGUUAUGGCCCAGGAAAACAUUGUGGCCCAAGAAAACGUUGUGGUCCAAGAAAACGUUAUCGGUCAAGGUACCGUAGGAACAGACAGGAUCGAAUACAAUCUGAUACAACCAGUCGGGUUUUCUUCGAAUCUAUUGACAGUUGUUUCUGACUCUAACGCUGACUCGGCCGUAGCUGAUGGUAUAGCUACACAGCUAGUUGCUGAUAUGGACACACAAGAGGACUCUGAUCUGAACCUGGUAGAGCAAGCAGUUAUUAUGACUCCGGUGAUAAGUGAAGUGAUACCCUCAUGUUCGAUUGCUUCGGCUGAGAGUGGCCAGGAAGAAAAUACAUCACCGAAUAUAUCAACGAAACGAUCUUAUCCAGGGUACCAGAAAUCCAACAAAAAGCAUGCAUCGAGUGCGAUGAAGUUUAAAUCAUUCGAGAUUAACUGGAGUAAGAUAAGUGAUACUCAAAUCGCUCGUCUUGACGGUCUUCAAGAGCACCGACUGAAAAAUCCAAAUUCAGCAGUCCCACGCACGAUUCGUUUGAAAAACAUGAACUCAACUCUCUAG
Molecule: messenger RNA, 2114 nt
Organism: Armigeres subalbatus
Lineage: Eukaryota; Metazoa; Arthropoda; Insecta; Diptera; Culicidae
Exons: 3
Coding region: 1251-2114 (287 amino acids)
Biological process (GO): apoptotic process
Source: RefSeq, a predicted model, not a curated record